Messenger RNA from Didymodactylos carnosus, 807 nucleotides. NCBI's taxonomy places the organism in Eukaryota, Metazoa, Rotifera, Eurotatoria, Philodinida, Philodinidae. The record is from the annotation of a GenBank genome assembly.
AUGUUAGCCGACAGUGAUACGAUUCCGUUGUUAGUAGUCGAUGGUAGUCAUUAUGAGAUUGGAUAUAAAAUAGGUGAAACAUUUCGUGAACGUAUCCAUUUACGUAUCAAAUUAGAUUUGACACUCCAAACUUUAUUUGAAUUUGUGAAAACGGACUUUUGUCAACAGUUGUAUGCUGAAUAUGUCGCAGCUAUUCGAAGUGUCUAUCCGUGGUAUUACGAUGAAAUGAAAGGCACAUCUGAUGGAUCUCAACUAUCUCUUGAUCAAAUAUUAUGUUUAAAUUUCCAAAAUGAAACAAAAAUGGGUUUGAGACGAUCGAAAGAAAAAGAAAAUGGUUCAAUUGGUUGUAGUACAGUAUUAUUAAAUCGAGAUAAUGAAUAUUCUAUAUUGCAUAAUGAAGAUGCUUCUAGUUCAUUGUUCAACGUCGCUUAUCUAAUUGUGGCUACUAUUAAUGAACAAACUUAUGCAGAUCAGAAUUUUACAUGUCCAAAGGAAAAAUUUAUCAGUUACUGUUACGCUGGAACUAUACCAGGUAAUGCCUUUAGUGCAAAUGUACAUGGUUUAGUAUUCACCUUGAAUGGUUUAUAUCCAAAUUAUUUAACUCGUUCAAAAUUACCCCGUCAGAUAAUGAAUCGUGUGUUAUUAUCUAUUUCUACAGUAGAUGAAUUAGAUCACUUAUUAUCAUCACAGCCAACAGCGUUCGGCUUUUCAGUCAAUGUCGGUUUUUACCAUCAGAAACGACAACGUUGUUUACUCAAUUAUGAAGUUGGGCCGAAAAAAGAUAAGGAUUUGGGUACGUUAGAAUAA